CCGUGUUUCGCCGGCUAGUCGUCCACCGCCGAAUAGAAAAUGGCGUCCAUCCCGCGUCCUCUGUCUUUCCCCACACUGCCGUAGCCUCAGACCAGAUCUGGAGAGUAGACCAGAGAGCUCCAAGCCGCCGGCCGCCGCUCACCUCCCCCUCACCCUCACCUCGCCGGCGGCGUUCACCCGGCAGCUGCAGAGUGUAUGUGCCUAUAGACCCUGCAGCCUAGCUACCCUUCUUUCCCCAGCGCUUCCAAUGGCAGAUCCAGUUAGCUUUAGUGCUGCUGUAGGAUGGGGCAUAACCGCUGUAGGUUGGCUCGCCUCACCCAUCAUUCCCAGGCUCCUCAACAAAGGUUUCGCGCUCCUGGACUUCAACGCAGCGGAGAAGCUGAAGAUAAUUGAUAUGCAAGUUUUGCAUCCACAGCGGGUGAUGGAAGUAGUCGACGGGAACACUUACAGGGCACGUUUGGAGCCACUGUUAGAUAAGCUUAGGUCUGCUCUCUACGAAGCCGAAGACAUCUUGGAUGAUGUUGAGUAUCAGCGUCUCAAGAAGCAGAUCCAAGAUGCCAAGUCAGAAGGCAGCAUCCUUCCACGUAAGAGGGAUUUAUUGAUGAAGAAUCUUCGGUCUGCCAUGCCGAGAUCCCUCCUAAAAGAUAAGGAGAGUGGUAUGUCAAAAGUGGAAUUGAAGAAGAGCCUAGAGAAGAUAGAAAGUGCUAUAAAUGAUGCAUGUGAAGUUUUGAAACAACUGAACUUGCCAGGUGGGCGUGAUGAUGAUGGGAGGCAAGCUGUUGCUACCAAUUCACGCCGUGCAGUCACUACUGCAGCUCCUCCGAUAGGAGUAAUUGGUCGGGAUAACGAUCGUGACAAGAUAAUCGCAAUGCUUCAUGAGAAGGAAGACCAUUGUCAAGCAAAUAAUGUCAGUGAUACAUGCUAUUCUGUAAUCGGCAUCCAUGGCAUGGCUGGGUCAGGGAAAUCAACACUUGCACAGUAUGUCUAUGAUCACGAGAAAAAGCGUAGGCAAGAGAAAAAGGAGGGCCAUUUCAAUAUUGUCAUAUGGAUUCAUGUUUCUCAGAAAUUUGAUUUGGAUUCCAUUUUUAGGGAGAUGUUUGAGGGGGCUACAGGGAAAGCAUGCGAUAAAUUCAAUAGUCCUAACGUCCUGAAGGAAAAACUGGAGGAUGAACUGCGUGGGAAACAGAUUUUACUGGUACUAGAUGAUGUCUGGUACAACAGUAGGAAUUCGGGAGACCGUGAAGAGCUACAAAAGUUAAUUUCUCCUCUGAAUGUUGGAAAGGAAGGAAGCAGAAUCUUGGUGACAAGUCGAACUGAAGCUGCACUAGUAUCUCUGGGUGCUGUAAAAGAGAGAUGUAUUCCAAUAUCUGACUUGGAUGAUGAAGUGUUUCUUGAAAUGUUCAUGCAUUAUGCACUUAGGGAUGCAAGGGUAAGUGACCAUGAUAAAAGAAUACUUGAAUUGAUUGGAGAGGACAUUGCAAAAAAGCUGAAGGGCUCACCUCUAGCAGCCAGAACAGUGGGUUCACGGCUUCGUGAAACACAAACUGUUGAGUUUUGGAGAAGCCAGAAAGAUUGGGACCUUAUGAAUGACAUGAUGGGAGCUCUAUGGUGGAGUUACCAGUGUCUUGAUGAGUAGGUCAGGCGAUGCUUCGCUUACUGCAGAAUUUUCCCCAGGCGAUAUCGUUUGAAGUGUGAUGAGUUAGUUAAGUUGUGGGUGGCCGAAGGGUUUAUAAAGAUUAGUAAGCCUGAAGAGGAAAUGGAAGAUGUUGCCAAGAAUUAUUUUGAUGAACUGUUGUCGGCCUCAUUUCUGCAAUUAGGAGGGAAAGAACGGGUACAUGGACAUGAUGUUGAUUAUUUUACAAUUCAUGAUCUGCUGUGUGAUUUAGCAGAGGAGGUUGCCGGAAGAGAUUGCUUCAGGAUAGAGAAUGGCUUCACAGGAGAGGUUCCGUCGGGUGUCCGCUAUCUUUUUGCUGGGACUUGUAAUAUAGAGAUGGAAGGGGAGCCUUGGCGCAGUGGUAAAGCUGCUGCCUUGUGACCAUGAGGUCACGGGUUCAAGUCCUGGAAACAGCCUCUUACAGAAAUGUAGGGAAAGGCUGCGUACAAUAGAUCCAAAGUGGUCGGACCCUUCCCCAGACCCUGCGCAAGUGGGAGCUACAUGCACUGGGGCUGCCCAUGGACAUGAUGUUGAUUAUUUUACAAUUCAUGAUCUGCUGUGUGAUUUAGCAGAGGAGGUUGCCGGAAGAGAUUGCUUCAGGAUAGAGAAUGGCUUCACAGGAGAGGUUCCGUCGGGUGUCCGCUAUCUUUUUGCUGGGACUUGUAAUAUAGAGAUGGAAGGGGAGCCUUGGCGCAGUGGUAAAGCUGCUGCCUUGUGACCAUGAGGUCACGGGUUCAAGUCCUGGAAACAGCCUCUUACAGAAAUGUAGGGAAAGGCUGCGUACAAUAGACCCAAAGUGGUCGGACCCUUCCCCAGACCCUGCGCAAUUGGGAGCUACAUGCACUGGGGCUGCCCCCCCCCCCCCCCCCCC
Messenger RNA from Triticum aestivum (bread wheat), 2525 nucleotides. RefSeq names its product putative disease resistance RPP13-like protein 1. Bases 248 to 1636 code for a protein of 462 amino acids. NCBI's taxonomy places the organism in Eukaryota, Viridiplantae, Streptophyta, Magnoliopsida, Poales, Poaceae. The record is from RefSeq and is a predicted model, not a curated record. Gene Ontology annotation, molecular function: ADP binding. The transcript is spliced from 2 exons.